AUGUCAAACAUGAACCCCCACACUCUCGACUUAAGGCAAGCACACAGUUAUCCACCUCACUUGAGAAAUUCACCGAACUUCCCAGCUAAUGCGGUAUACGUUCCUGUCCCGCCGCAUGCGCAUUUCAUUCCUGUUUUCCAACCUCCUCCUAUGGCUGCGUACAAUAACGGGGCCGAGAAGAGAACUCUCAAAAAUACAAGCCCACUGCGUAGAUCCAUUGCGUUAAAUAACACGAGUCACCAAAAACCAUCCCCAAUCAGCAAAAGCUCGCGAUCAAUCUCUAAUACAGGUGUUAAACUGGCAACCGACAAUGCGACGUUCACUGAGCUAAAAUCUAUUGACCAGCUGAAAAAGCAGGACAUUGCAAGCCCUUUUGAAGAAAAGUACAUGGAAAAACCAAUCCGUGCAUCUUACGAUAGUCCAACGAUAAAUGUGACAUCUGCGUCCUCAGAUGUGAAGAUAUACAAAUUGUCAGAAUUGCCAUUCAGGCAACCGUCACUAAAGAGUGACGCGUUCAUGCGAAAGAAGAUCGAUGCACAACAAGAUUUGUAUCGCCAGAAACAACCAGUUGGGCCUGCAAUUGAUGUCGACUUUGGAGCUCGAGAUCUAGCAGAGGCUGCGAGCACGGUUGAAGGGCCAGCAACGUCCAAGGAACAGAAACUUCCAAGGCCCUCAAAAGCGAAUCCUCUGGCCAGGGUAGCUUUCAUAGAGUCAAGUGAGCCAAACGACAGCGUAGACUUGAGCUUUGACGGAAAAGCAAUGAACCGCAGCGACGUGUUUAAGAUUGUGGAUUCAUUCUGCCAAGCCCAGGACGAAGGCCAAGAAUCCUAUAACAACAGUACCUAUGACCACGAUGACGGCAAACACGAUGAGAUCACUGCAGGCUUUCAGAAUAUAUCAAUUUUGCCCCCAGAGAUGACCAACAACGGAGCAACGGAGCCCACACUGUAG
This is a messenger RNA of Lachancea dasiensis, 951 nucleotides long. NCBI's taxonomy places the organism in Eukaryota, Fungi, Ascomycota, Saccharomycetes, Saccharomycetales, Saccharomycetaceae. The record is from the annotation of a GenBank genome assembly.